Molecule: messenger RNA, 1736 nt
Organism: Echinops telfairi (small Madagascar hedgehog)
Lineage: Eukaryota; Metazoa; Chordata; Mammalia; Afrosoricida; Tenrecidae
Gene: EIPR1
Product: EARP complex and GARP complex interacting protein 1
Exons: 9
Coding region: 150-1313 (387 amino acids)
Biological process (GO): protein ubiquitination
Molecular function (GO): protein binding
Source: RefSeq, a predicted model, not a curated record
GGGAGCGUUUACAAGACCGAGGAAGAGGAAGCCGAAAGCGGAGGAAAUGAAUGGCUGCUGAGAUAACGUCUGCGUUUCGGAGACGUGCCUGUUCUAGUGAGGGGGUCUUAGUUGUGUGAACGACUGCAGGCCACCUGCUUUGCAGCAGCAUGGAGGAUGAUGCGCCGGUCAUCUACGGACUUGAGUUCCAGGCACGUGCUUUAACACCUCAAACUGCGGAAACAGAUGCCAUUCGGUUUUUGGUUGGGACACAGUCUCUUAAAUAUGAUAAUCAGAUCCACAUCAUAGAUUUUGAUGAUGAAAAUAACAUUAUAAAUAAAAAUGUUCUCCUUCAUCAAUUGGGUGAAAUUUGGCACAUUAGUGCCAGUCCAGCAGAUAAAGGUGUGCUAGCUACCUGUUAUAGUAAAACUUCAGACAGUAAAGUCCUGACAUGUGCUGCUGUGUGGAGGAUGCCGAAGGAAUUGGAAUCAGGCAGUCAUGAAUCCCCUGAUGAUUCAUCAAGCACCACGCAGACCCUGGAGCUACUCUGUCACCUUGACAACACAGCCCAUGGCAACAUGGCCUGCGUUGCAUGGGAGCCAAUGGGAGAUGGCAAAAAAAUCAUUUCUUUGGCGGAUAACCAUAUCUUGCUGUGGGAUUUACAAGAAAGCUCAAGCCAAGCUGUGCUGGCCAGCUCAGCAUCUCUGGAAGGAAAAGGACAACUGAAAUUCACUGCAGGACGGUGGAGCCCGCAUCACAACUGCACCCAAGUUGCCACAGCAAAUGACACCACCCUCCGAGGGUGGGACACUCGGAGCAUGAGCCAGAUAUACUGCAUUGAAAAUGCCCACGGACAGCUGGUACGAGACCUCGACUUUAAUCCCAAUAAGCAGUACUACUUAGCAAGCUGUGGCGAUGACUGUAAGGUGAAGUUCUGGGACACUAGAAAUGUCACUGAUCCUGUGAAGACUCUUGAGGAGCAUUCCCACUGGGUGUGGAACGUCCGUUACAACCACUCUCACGACCAGCUGGUCCUCACAGGCAGCAGUGACAGCAGAGUCAUCCUCUCAAACAUGGUGUCCAUUUCCUCGGAGCCUUUCGGCCAUUUGGUGGACGAUGAUGACCUCAGUGAUCAGGAAGAACACCACCAGGAAGAGAAGAAGAAGGAGCCUCUCCAGGACAGCGUCAUCGCAACCUACGAAGAGCACGAAGACAGUGUUUACGCCGUGGACUGGUCGUCUGCGGACCCGUGGCUGUUUGCCUCCUUAAGUUAUGACGGAAGACUUGUCAUUAACAGAGUUCCCAGAGCGCUGAAAUAUCACAUAUUGCUCUAAUGUGUUUGGAUGGCAUUCCUGAUUUAUCCUCUUGACAGAUUCUCAAAAUUUUGCAGCUAUUUGGAGGUAAUUAGUCUCCCAAAUAGAUCCCUCUCUGGGAGAACCAAUAUUCCCAUUUUUUUUUAAUGCAAGAAUUUUUGAAUAAUAAUAAAGCUUCGGCCGAUUGUAUAAACUGACACCUUAAAGCAACGUUUUCUCCAUCAAAGAUCGAAAAUGUUAACUUUCAAACCGUUCUGGGAAUAUCCCUUUGCCCCCUCCUGCCCUUUCCUAUGUAAAUCAGAACCUGUCCAACCACUUCAUCUUUCCUGCCGUAACACAGUGAGGGUUUCACCUUUAAGAAAAAUUUUCUGGUUCUAUAACAUUAACUCAUCUUUGCCCUGAGAUUAAAGAGGAAACAAAAUAAAUAAGGUCAUGCUGCUCAGA